GCGCCCAGCCUGCGCCGUGCGCCCGGGCCUGGCGCGGAGCUGCGCGGGGCGCGCGCGGGCGGGCGGCCGCGUCUUUCUUCUCCCGGCGGUGAUGUCAUCGGGCGACGGCGGCCGCGGCCGGGGGGCGGCGGCGGGGGCGGCGCCCGGCGCCCGCAGGUUCCUGUGCAUCUAAUGAAAAGGCACUUGACAGCGGGCCAGGGCGCGCGGAGCGAGCGGAGCCGAGCCGGACCUGCUGGGCCGGCCGAGCCAAUCGCCGGCGCCCAGCGCCCCAUGGGCGCGGAGGCGGCGGGGGCGGGGGCGGCCGCGGGCCGGGCCGCCGCUCCGAGGUGAACGGCGCGCGCGGGCCCCCUCCCUGCGCUCUGCCCGAGCCGCCGCAGCGAUGAAUUCCGCCGAGCAGACCGUUACGUGGCUCAUCACCCUGGGGGUGCUAGAGUCGCCCAAGAAAACCAUCUCCGACCCGGAGGGCUUUUUGCAGGCGUCGCUGAAGGAUGGGGUGGUCCUCUGCAGGCUGCUGGAGCGCCUGCUCCCCGGGACCAUCGAGAAAGUCUACCCGGAGCCUCGGAGCGAGAGUGAGUGCCUGAGCAACAUCCGCGAGUUCCUGCGUGCCUGCGGGGCCUCCCUGCGCCUGGAGACAUUUGAUGCAAAUGAUUUGUAUCAGGGGCAGAAUUUUAACAAGGUCCUCAGUUCCUUAGUGACUCUAAAUAAAGUAACAGCAGACAUUGGACUAGGGAGCGACUCCGUAUGUGCUCGGCCCUCUUCGCAUCGGAUCAAGUCUUUUGACUCCCUGGGAUCCCAGUCUUCACACAGUCGGACUUCAAAAUUGUUCCAGGGCCAGUACCGAAGUUUGGACAUGACUGAUAACAGCAACCAUCAGCUGGUAGUGAGAGCCAAGUUCAAUUUCCAGCAGACCAAUGAAGACGAGCUCUCGUUCACGAAGGGUGAUGUCAUCCACGUCACUCGAGUGGAGGAAGGAGGCUGGUGGGAAGGCACGCACAAUGGCAGGACUGGCUGGUUCCCCAGCAACUAUGUGCGUGAGAUCAAGCCAAGUGAGAAACCUGUGUCUCCCAAAUCAGGAACUUUGAAGAGCCCCCCCAAAGGGUUUGACACAACUGCCAUCAACAAGAGCUAUUACAACGUGGUGCUACAGAAUAUUUUAGAAACAGAAAAUGAAUAUUCUAAAGAACUUCAAACCGUGCUUUCAACUUACCUACGGCCAUUGCAGACCAGUGAGAAGUUAAGUUCAGCAAAUACUUCAUAUUUAAUGGGAAAUCUAGAGGAGAUAUGUUCUUUCCAGCAAAUGCUUGUACAGUCUUUAGAAGAAUGCACCAAGUCACCCGAGGCCCAGCAGAGAGUUGGUGGCUGCUUUCUGAACCUGAUGCCACAAAUGAGGACCCUGUACCUUGCCUACUGUGCCAACCACCCAUCUGCCGUGAGCGUCCUUACAGAGCACAGCGAGGACCUGGGGGAGUUCAUGGAGACAAAAGGUGCCAGCAGCCCUGGGAUCCUGGUGCUGACCACUGGCCUCAGCAAACCGUUCAUGCGCCUGGACAAAUACCCCACGCUGCUCAAGGAGCUGGAGAGACACAUGGAGGAUUAUCAUCCUGAUAGACAAGACAUUCAGAGAUCCAUGACUGCCUUCAAAACCCUUGCGGCCCAGUGUCAAGAAGUACGAAAAAGGAAAGAGCUUGAGUUGCAGAUCCUGACGGAAGCCAUCCGAAGCUGGGAGGGAGAUGACAUCAAGACCCUGGGCAAUGUCAUUUACAUGUCCCAGGUCAUGAUUCAGUGUGCAGGAAGUGAGGAAAAGAAUGAAAGAUACCUUCUGCUCUUCCCAAACCUUUUGCUAAUGUUGUCUGGCAGUCCCAGGAUGAGUGGUUUCAUCUAUCAGGGAAAGCUACCAACGACAGGAAUGACAAUCACAAAACUUGAGGACAGUGAAAAUCAUAGGAAUGCGUUUGAAAUAUCAGGGAGCAUGAUCGAGCGGAUACUGGUGUCCUGCAACAACCAACAGGACCUGCAGGAAUGGGUGGACCAUCUGCAGAAGCAGACGAAGGUCACAUCUGCGGGCAACCCCACCAUCAAGCCCCACUCCGUGCCAUCUCACACCCUCCCCUCGCAUCCCGUCACCCCAUCCAGCAAGCAUGCAGACAGCAAGCCCAUGGCUCUGACACCUGCCUACCACACGCUCCCCCACCCCUCCCACCAUGGUGCCCCGCACACCACCAUCAGCUGGGGGCCCCUGGAGCCUCCAAAGACCCCCAAGCCCUGGAGUCUGAGCUGCCUGCGGCCUGCGCCCCCUCUCCGGCCCUCAGCUGCACUCUGCUACAAGGAGGAUCUUAGUAAGAGUCCCAAGACCAUGAAAAAGCUGCUGCCGAAGCGCAAACCUGAACGGAAGCCUUCAGACGAGGAGUUCGCCUUGCGGAAAAGCACGGCGGCUCUGGAAGAAGAUGCUCAGAUUCUGAAGGUCAUCGAGGCUUACUGCACAAGCGCCAAGACCCGGCAGACCCUCAACUCAACAUGGCAAGGCACUGACCUGAUGCAUAAUCACGUCUUGGCUGAUGACGACCAAUCAAGUCUAGACUCCUUGGGUCGUCGCAGUAGCCUUUCUCGUUUGGAGCCCUCAGACCUCUCGGAAGACUCUGAGUAUGACAGUAUAUGGACAGCCCAUAGUUACAGAAUGGGUUCUGCAUCUCGUUCACGCAAAGGAUCUGCUCCACAAGUCUUGCUUCCAGAAGAAGAGAAAAUAAUAGUUGAAGAAACUAAAAGUAACGGUCAGACAGUGAUGGAGGAAAAGAGUCUGGUGGACACAGUGUAUGCGCUGAAGGAUGAAGUCCAGGAGCUAAGGCAGGAUAACAAAAAGAUGAAGAAGUCUUUAGAGGAGGAACAGAGGGCCCGCAAGGACCUGGAAAAGCUGGUGAGGAAGGUGCUAAAGAACAUGAAUGAUCCUGCCUGGGAUGAGACCAAUCUAUAAAGGACGACCUUAUUUCUUGUUGUUGAAGACCAGUUACCAGGCCAAACCAGGUCCCCGGCCCCAGCUUGGAUGACAUUCAGGACUGAGGACAUUGUCUUCAUCAUGUGAAUAGAAAUGAUCAAAUUGUCACUGAAGAAUCCACACAAGCAUAGACACUGAGGACCCAGGCUGCAUUAACCUCUGCUAACAUCUCAGUUACCUCAUUUUGCAGUGAGUGCGGUGACAGACUGGAGCCCUGGCUCUUCAGACUUGUAGUUGAUACAUAAAUAUCAUGUUCAUGUACUUUUUGUAAAUAGUCCACAUCGAAURCACAUUUGUGACGGUGUCUGGGCUCGCCCUUCUGCCAGGACUUGUUUCCCUCUGACCUUUCUGGUCGUGGGGUUAGAGGUCCCAUCACACUCGCUUAAUAGCAGCAGUGUGGGGAGACACCUUUGGCAGGUGUUGGAUUAUCCUGCGCCAGCCUUGUCCCCAUGGCUCUUCAGGCAGAUGUCCCGCCUCAGUGUGUUGGGCAGAUUGACGCUCCUUAUGUCUGUCAGGGGGCUCCACGCCAGUCAGAUGUCUCCCCUCAAGCUGGAUUCCAGCCUUGGCUGGUGGCCCUGUGGAGGGCAGCACUCAGCAGAAUGAGACCAGCCCUAACCUGGGUGCAUCCACAUCCCUGUCCUCAUGUGGAUGUUCGCCCUUGCCAUCUCUCCAGAUCCUGGAAUCACGGGAGUGUGCUCCGGCAUUUGGGAGGCAGCUCAGACUUUUCUUAGGCUUGUUCGGAGAUGUGACAGGGUGCGCCAUUCCGUUCUCCCCUGAGAGACGGAACUAGAACCUUCCCAUGCAUGUGCUCUAGAUCGCCAGUUGCUGCAGCCAGUGGACACAGGUGGAGCCAGCUGGAGACUCACAUUCAGGGCAGGCUUCACCGUAGGCCAGCCUCACCCUGAGAUACCCUUCACUAUCGUCGGUCUGCCUGUAUGAGCAGUGCUCGCUGGAAAUGCCCAAGCUGCUGGCAACAAGAAGGACCGGAGCCCGCCUGCAGGAGACCAGGGAGGAGGCCUGUUUUCACCCAGCAGGCUGCCUCCCUGGGCCCCGCAGACUUGGGAGAAUGAAUGACCCAGCAGUAAGUGACAAUGACCAUAGAAACUGAGCUGUCUUUUUGCUUCCUCUGAGUCAGUUUUGAAGUGAGGUAAACUCUAACAUAGAAAGUGUUAUAUCAUUUUGAUUUGAUUUUAUUUUUUUUUUUUUUGGUGGUGCUGGGGACUGACCCCAGAGCCUUGUGCAUGCUAGG
Molecule: messenger RNA, 4238 nt
Organism: Urocitellus parryii (Arctic ground squirrel)
Lineage: Eukaryota; Metazoa; Chordata; Mammalia; Rodentia; Sciuridae
Gene: Arhgef7
Product: Rho guanine nucleotide exchange factor 7
Biological process (GO): intracellular signal transduction; lamellipodium assembly
Cellular component (GO): lamellipodium; cytoplasm
Molecular function (GO): protein binding; guanyl-nucleotide exchange factor activity
Source: RefSeq, a predicted model, not a curated record